Molecule: messenger RNA, 1157 nt
Organism: Lycium ferocissimum
Lineage: Eukaryota; Viridiplantae; Streptophyta; Magnoliopsida; Solanales; Solanaceae
Product: putative protein phosphatase 2C 76
Exons: 2
Coding region: 1-927 (308 amino acids)
Biological process (GO): protein dephosphorylation
Cellular component (GO): cytosol; nucleus
Molecular function (GO): protein serine/threonine phosphatase activity
Source: RefSeq, a predicted model, not a curated record
AUGAACCCUAACGUCAUUAAGCCUAAACCUGAAGAAAAGAUUGUUGCAGACAACUCUGUUCCAAAUACAACAAUGUCAUCAAUUCCAACUCAAAAUUGUCACUUUGCCUCAAUCCAAGGAAGAAGAUCAUACCAGGAGGAUCGCGUAACAUGCAACCUCGAUCUUAAAUUUUCUCUCUUUGGACGCAAUGAUGCACCCGAAAAGAACGUUGGUGUUGUAGCAGUAUUUGAUGGUCAUAUUGGAUCGGCUGCUAGUGAGAUGGCUUCAAAGCUCUUUUUAGAUAAAUUUCUGUCAAAAAAUUACGGCGAACAAUCUGUUAAUCAUAUGGAAUUUCUGAAAUCGUCGGUAGUUAAAACCAUUGAGGAGAUUGAUGCAGAAUUCUCCAAGGCUGCGGUUGAAUAUGAACUUUACUCGGGAUCUACUGCAGUUGUUGCUCUCAUAUACAACAAAAAACACGUUUUAGUUGCGAAUGUAGGGGACUCGAAGGCGUUUAUUUGCUCUGAGAAAACACAAUCACUUGAAGCUAAGGAGUUAACUGAAGAUCAUAAUGCACAUAGAUUGGAUGAAAGAGCUAGGAUUGAAGCUUCUGGAGGGAAAUUUGAGUUUUUUCCUAAUUAUGUUCCUCUUUUAAUGGGCCAUUUUCCCAUGACUAGAGCAAUAGGUGAUGUUCCUUUGAAAAAAUAUGGCAUUAUAGCUACUCCAGAAGUGACUGAUUGGGUAAAAUUAACUUCAAAAGAUGAGUUUUUGGUUGUGGCAUCUGAUGGAAUAUUUGAAAGUUUAAGUCCACAACAAGUUUGUGACUUUUUAUAUGAAGCAGAGGAUCAUGAAGAUCUAUCACUAUUGGCUAAACAAAUUGUUCAGAAAGCAUUUUCAGAAGGCAGCAGAGAUAAUUUAUCAGUUGUUUUGGUACCCUUGGGAUCAGGAUAGAUGAGUUAUCAGGUGGUUUUUCUGGUUUAGGUUUUAGAAAAAUUGAUCUUAUCUAGGAAAAGUUGGUAUGUAUUGAAGACCAACAUAGAAUAGUAGCUAAAAGAAUUUGUCUGUCCUUUUUAAGUACUACUACUAAUUAAAGAACCUCACCAUUUCUUUAUUUGGUGAUGUUAGGAAUGCAAUUACUUUUGGAUUUAUAAAAGAAUCAUUAAUCCUUGCACAGUGACUCA